AUGGAAAGUAGUAGAGGAAUCUACAAACCCAUCAGGGUGUUGUUUGGCACACCCAUUUAUGAAACAACUUUGGACACUUGUUGGCAUCUUCAGGGCUACAAGACCCAGAUUGCAGUGAUGAGGGAGUUCCUCAGGCUUCAGCAGGAAGAUCAUAUUCCACCUCAGAUCACUGCUGAAGAUAUGAGCAACUUACUGGUGCAGGAGAGCAAAAAGACAGUGAGAGAGCAGCUCUGGGAGUUUAAAAUGGAGGAUUUUGAAGAAAAAGAGGCCAAACCUCUUCUGAAACUGGUGUGGGCAGUAAAUGUUAACAACAGAAUGAGGGAUGUUGAGUUUCAAGCCCAGAUGCUCCUGAAAUUUCCAAAGGCCACACCUCCUACAUUUCAAAAUCCUAAACUCCUCAGCAUGGCCAACAAGUACAUUGAGAUGCUCAUAGAGAUGCAGCAGGAAACCCAGACCUCCAGACUGCUCACCGCAGAGGACGUGGUGAUAGAGGUGGUUCCACGAGUCCUGCAGGGCUUCUGGCAGCUUCCUCCCAAACCCCUCUUGAACAUGGCAUCCAAGAGUCUGAGUGUACUCUGCACCAGUGUUACAAAGGCAACUUUGGAUAAGGUCUCCAAGACUGUCACAACAAUGGAAAGCCAGGCCAUCUUCUCCAGCUCCAUCAGAGAUGGCCUGGUCCAGACCAUCUUGAGAGAAAUUAGAGAGCAAAUGCCACUUGACAUUCUUCUGAACAGCAUUUCAAACGUUGCACCAAAGCUGCUCAGUACAAUUGCUGUUGUAGCACAGAAACACAUUUGCACUCUCUUUAAAGAAACACCUUUCCAAAGUCUGCCGACGUCUGGGGUUCUGCCAAGUGAGGAACCCACUGCUGAACCUCCUUCCUGGUCUGAGGCUCUGCCCAGUGAGGAACCCACUGCUGAACCUCCUUCCUCGUCUGAGGCGCUGCCUAGUGAGGAACCCACUGCUGAACCUCCUUCUUCAUCUGAGGCUCUGCCUAGUGAGGAACCCACUGCUGAACCUCCUUCCUCGUCUGAGGCUCUGCCCAGUGAGGAACCCACUGCUGAACCUCCUUCCUCGUCUGAGGCGCUACCCAGUGAGGAACCCACCGCUGAACCUCCUUCCUCAUGUAAGGGUCAUCUCAGUCAGGAACCCACUGCUGAACCUCCUUCCUCAUCUGACGCUCUGCCCAGUGAGGAACCCACUGCUGAACCUCCUUCCUCGUCUGACGCUCUGCCCAUUUCUGAAACAUAA
Archocentrus centrarchus (flier cichlid) is the source of this 1251-nucleotide messenger RNA. Its product is annotated as proline-rich protein 36-like. The transcript is spliced from 7 exons. Bases 1 to 1251 code for a protein of 416 amino acids. The record is from RefSeq and is a predicted model, not a curated record. NCBI's taxonomy places the organism in Eukaryota, Metazoa, Chordata, Actinopteri, Cichliformes, Cichlidae.